This is a messenger RNA of Scophthalmus maximus (turbot), 1607 nucleotides long. RefSeq names its product growth arrest and DNA damage-inducible protein GADD45 beta. The record is from RefSeq and is a predicted model, not a curated record. Gene Ontology annotation, cellular component: nucleus; cytoplasm. NCBI's taxonomy places the organism in Eukaryota, Metazoa, Chordata, Actinopteri, Pleuronectiformes, Scophthalmidae. Gene Ontology annotation, biological process: regulation of cell cycle. The transcript is spliced from 5 exons. The coding region runs from base 223 to 684 and encodes 153 amino acids.
ACUGAGUCAUUUGUAAAAAGUGAAGUCCCGCCCACUUCUCCGCCCCCGGUAUAAGAGUGUGUCGCAACGUUGCCUUCGACAAACCCCACACACACUCCUGCUGCACGGACCAACUCACCGAGGGAAUAUAUAAUAUAUAUAUAUAAUAACCGGACUACUAUCACGUUUUCAUCUCACUGGGAUUCUGGGAUUUAUUAUUUCUUUUUUUGGGGCUUUUCAAACAUGAUUCCAGAGGAAAGCUUCGACUCCAUCGAGAACAGGAUGCAGUCAGUGGGUCUGGCUCUGGAGGAGUUGCUGGUCACGGCUCAGAAACAAGACUGCCUCACUAUUGGCAUCUACGAAUCGGCCAAACUUUUUACCGCAGAUCCAGACAGCGUGGUGCUGUGCGUCCUGGCGGCCGACGGUGAGGACGACGUGGCGCUGCAGAUCCACUUCACCCUGCUGCAGUCGUUCUGCUGCGACAGCGGCAUCACCAUCCUGCGCGUCUCCGGCGUGCAGCGGCUCCAGCAGCUGCUGGGAUCAGUGGAUGCCAACCGAAACCAGGAGGAGCACGGAGACCUCCACUGCAUGCUGGUCACGAACCCCCAGGCGGACCACUGCAGGCUACAAGAGGUGGGGACCUACUGCCAGGAGAGCCGGCGCCGCGACCAGUGGGUGCCCGAACUGGUCCUGCAAGAACGAUGACGAGUCUGGUGCCCCUGACACACCAACACAACACAAGAGCUCUUCCCAGGGUUCAGAUAGUAAAGAAUUGGCCUGGAGGGGUCCAGGACGGGCCGUCCUGACUGAUGACGAGCAGGAACCAAGGACUCCCCUGCCAGUGACUAUAGUGACGCAGUCGCGAGUGGAGACUGGUCUCUAAUGUUCGGCUUUGUGCAAAAGUUACAGACAGACGGAAAAGAUCGUAUUGUCAAGUGAGACAGAAUCUAAGCUCGUAUCGCGUGCUUCUGUUUGGCUACUCGCAAUGUUUAUUGGGUGUGCCGGUUAUCAGUGGAGGCGUCGUGGCUGUCAAAACAAAACUUCCACACCCCAACUUGUCCCUGGGAGAUCUGCGUGUUUCUUUGGACUGGACAGGAAUGCUGCAGUGGCGAAACUAUGCCCGACAUUCCUGUGUGUUCUGACACGAGAGAGGUCCUUGGAGGAAAAGGUGUGUGUGUGUGUGUGAGUGAGUGUGUGUGACUGUGAGGAAUGCGUGUUGCAUGCGUGUACAAUGUCUUUCUUUAGAGAAGACUGGGCGUGAGGCAUGUGCUUUCUUCGAAACCAGUGGCUGAACCGCGGAGGUAUCGUCACCAUGGAAACUGAAAUGAAAAUGAUGUCCGAGUCGCACAGCAUUUAUCGGACGGAAUAAGCUGUACUUUGGUCAGAGUAGGAUAAAGAUUGAGCUGUUUUCUGAUUUGAUCAACAAGUCGGCUUUGAACUGUUAUUGUACAAAAAAAAUGAGUCAAUAUUGGCAUGCAUUCAAGAAUAAUGCGUUUCUGAUGAAAAUGCUGUUAAGUAAUAUUAAGUGACCACAAUGUUAAUUUAUUGAUUGUAUCAGUUGUUUGAGUAGCUAUUUAUUGUCUGAUUAUGUGCUCUGUUAACUAAGUCAAUAAAUUAUUAUCGCUUUA